GUUCUAUCACUUUAUUAACAGUUAAACGUUUCUCUUGACCUCGCAGACAGUAACUAACGGUAGAGCAGUGUCGUCACCUCCAGCCAGCGGAAAUGCGUUACCGGCUUUUUCCACACGAUGGCGCCACUUCACCCACGCAGGCGAGACCAGCCCGCCCCGCCUGUAGGCGAAGCAGCACCGUCGUAGCCUGGAUCAACAGCCCGCCCCUCCUGUAGGCGGAGCAGCACCGUCGUAGCCUGGAUCGUCAGAGCAGACGUUGAUACAGACAACAACAGUGACAGAUCAAGAGCGCAUUUGUGUUUGCAACCUCCUCUGGGUGUAGUCUGAACAGUGGAUCCAGUCACGCACCGCAAUAUACCUCGCAGUUGUAUCCUGAUGAAGGAGCUCCGUCCUGGCUGAGUUCGGGAGAUGGGAGUCCUCAACAUCGCAGACCAGCCUCCUCUGGUCCAGGCCAUCUUCAACCGUAAUGCUGAAGAAGUUCAACUAUUAUUGCACAAAAAGGAGGAUGUCAAUGCACUGGACCAAGAGCGCCGUACGCCACUUCAUGCUGCUGCCUGUGUUGGUGACGUCCAUAUAAUGGACCUCCUCAUUGAAUCGGGUGCCACUGUAAAUGCUAAAGACCAUGUAUGGUUGACCCCGUUGCACAGGGCGGCUGCUUCCAGGAACGAAAGGGCAGUAGGUCUGCUGCUGAGGCGCGGAGCAGAGGCGAACGCACGAGACAAGUUCUGGCAGACGCCGCUGCAUGUGGCCACUGCCAACCGAGCCACGCGCUGCGCAGAGGCCCUGCUGACCCAGCUGAGCAACCUGAACAUGGCAGAUCGCACUGGCAGAACUGCCCUGCACCAUGCAGCUCAGAGUGGGUUCCAGGAAAUGGUGAAGCUGCUGCUGAACAAAGGGGCCAACCUGAGUGCCAUCGAUAAGAAGGAAAGACAGCCUAUCCAUUGUGCUGCUUACUUGGGGCAUUCAGAGGUUGUGAAGUUGCUGGUGUCUCGCAGUGCAGACAAGAGCUGCAAGGAUAAGCAAGGAUACACACCUCUCCAUGCUGCAGCUGCAAGUGGCCACCUCGAAAUUGUAAAGUACCUACUGAGGAUGGGGACAGAGAUUGAUGAGCCCAAUGGCUUUGGAAACACUGCGCUCCAUGUGGCUUGCUACAUGGGGCAGGAGGCAGUGGCUACCGAGCUGGUGAACCAUGGAGCUAAUGUCAACCAGCCCAACAAGUGCGGCUACACCCCUCUGCACCUGGCCGCCGUCUCCACCAACGGUGCCCUCUGUCUGGAGUUGCUGGUCAACAAUGGGGCAGAUGUCAACCAGCAGAGCAAAGAAGGGAAGAGCCCCUUGCACAUGGCAGCCAUUCAUGGACGCUUCACACGCUCUCAGAUCCUCAUCCAAAACGGUGGGGAAAUUGAUUGCGUGGAUAAAUAUGGCAAUACUCCUCUCCACGUUGCUGCUAAGUACGGCCAUGAACUGCUGAUCAGCACUCUGAUGACCAACGGAGCAGACACGGCCAGACGUGGGAUCCAUGGAAUGUUCCCCUUGCACUUAGCUGUGCUGUACGGGUUUUCAGACUGUUGUCGCAAGUUACUCUCCUCAGGUCAGCUCUAUAGUAUAGUUUCAUCCAUGAGUAAGGAGCAUGUACUUUCGGCUGGGUUUGACAUAAACACCCCUGACAACUUUGGGAGGACCUGUCUACACGCUGCUGCCUCUGGAGGAAAUGUUGAAUGUCUGAACUUGCUCUUAAGUAGCGGUACCGAUUUGAAUAAGAGGGACAUAAUGGGAAGGACACCGUUGCACUAUGCGGCUGCUAAUGGGAGGUACCAGUGCACUGUGACCCUGGUGAGCGCUGGCGCUGAGGUCAACGAGCCUGACCAGACGGGCUGUACUCCCCUGCACUACUCUGCCGCCUCCCAAGCCUUCAGCAGAGUUGAUCGUCAUUUUUCUGGAAACCAUCAGAAUGAUGAGGAUGAGGCGAAGGAGUCGUAUUUCUGCUUGGAGCAUCUAUUGGACAAUGGUGCUGAUCCAUCCAUGGUCAACUCAAAGGGUUACAGUGCUGUUCACUAUGCAGCUUACCAUGGCAACAAACAGAACCUGGAGCUGCUCCUGGAGAUGUCCUUUAAUGCACUAGGAGACAUAGAGAGCAGUAUUCCAGUCAGUCCGCUGCAUCUUGCUGCUGAUAAGGGCCACUGGCAGGCGCUGCGUGUGUUGACGGAGACUGCAGCCUAUGUGGACAUGCAGGACGCUGCAGGACGUUCUGUGCUCUACCUGGCUGCCCAGAAAGGCUAUGCCCGCUGUGUGGAGGUGCUGUUGGCUCAGGGGGCCUCCUGUCUCCUCAAUGACAACCGCCUCAUGUGGACUCCAAUUCAUGUUGCAGCUUCCAAUGGUCACUCAGACUGCCUGCGCAUGAUGAUUGAUUACGGGGAGGAGGGUGAUCUCACCAACGUUGCAGACAAAUUUGGCCAGACCCCUUUGAUGCUAGCUGUUCUGGGAGGUCACACUGACUGUGUCCACUUCCUGUUGGAGAAGGGUGCCUUGCCAGAUGCCAAGGACAAGAGGGGCAGCACAGCUUUGCACAGAGGGGCGGUGUUGGGUCAUGACGACUGUGUGACAGCCCUGCUGGAGCACAAAGCUUCUGCACUGUGUCGGGACAUUCAGGGUAGGACACCGCUGCACUACGCUGCAUCCAGAGGCCACACGGAGAUCCUGGCCAGUCUGGUGCAGGCCGCCAUGGCAACAGACCCACAAGAUAAACUGCUGGACAACAAACAAUACACCCCAUUGCACUGGGCUGCUUACAAAGGGCAUGAAGACUGUUUGGAGGUUUUACUUGAAUUUAAAACAUUUAUCCAUGAAGAGGGAAACCCUUUCACCCCCCUGCACUGUGCUCUGAUGAAUGGCCACAGCGGUGCUGCAGAGAGGCUGCUGGAGUCUGCUGGGGUCCACAUGAUUAACACCAGAGAUGCCAAAGGAAGGACCCCACUGCAUGCUGCUGCAUUUGCUGAGGAUGUUGCGGGACUUCAGCUGGUGCUUCGCCAUGGGACAGAGAUCAAUGCAGUUGACAACAGUGGAUGCUCUGCUCUGAUGGUAGCUGCUGACAAGGGACACAGUGGCACCGUGGCCAUCCUCCUUCACCGGGCCAAAGCUGACCUGACACUGCUGGAUGAGAACAAGAACACUGCCCUGCACCUGGCCUGCAGCAAGGCUCAUGAGAUGUGUGCCCUGCUGAUUCUGGGAGAGAUCCACAGUCCAACACUCAUAAAUGCCACCAACAGCGCUCUGCAAAUGCCCCUCCAUCUUGCAGCACGUAAUGGCCUGGCUACGGUGGUGCAGGCACUGCUGAGUAGAGGAGCCACUGUGCUGGCUGUGGAUGAGGAAGGCCACACCCCAGCCCUGGCCUGUGCUCCCAACAAGGACGUGGCAGACUGCCUGGCUCUGAUCCUCUCUACCAUGAAGCCUUUCCCCCAGCGGGACCCUUCCUCUUGCUCCUGCUCCCCUCCCACCGUCUCCCCCUCCCCGGGUCUCAACUUGCUGAAGCACUGCGGCAUCACCGCCGCCUGCGCCCCCCUGCCCAGCAACGGCCUCCACAACGGCUACGUCAAAGACCGUCACGGUGCAACGGUUGGCCUGGACGGCUGUCUGUCUGAGUGAGGUCACGCGCCCCCCUCAGUCAGCUGCUAUCACCAUCAUCACCACCAAGGGGGGGGACUCCCUUUAACAUGGCCCAGAGGACCAGGAGAGCACCCACCCAUAUGUCUGUUCUCUGUGUAUGUAUGUGUUUGUGUGUCUGUGUGUGCGUGUGAGUGUUUGGUCUUCUCUUGAGGUGCAGUCAAACCUAAUAUGCAAUUAGAUCCCAUUCCUCCAUCUCCUAGUAGUGCUUAAUGCGUAGAGGCGGAUUGCUCUACAAGGUCACUCAGAUGAAGUGUGGCAUCCAAAACAAACACUAGCAAUCUGGCCAUCUCUAAAUCAUUUAACCCUUUAAAACCAUGUCCACAUAAUUCUAUAACUGACAUCUAAGAGCAUGGAAACCUCUAUAUCCUCGACUGUCUCUCUCCUCAUAUCACUCAAUAUAAAAGUCAUAUCAUGUUUAAUCACUUGUGGUGACCUUGUAGAGGAACAUAGAGCCUUCCCAAAAUAAUGAUCAAAGAGUUUCUUUGUUUGUUUUUGGAUUAUAUUUUCUUUGUUUUUUUGUUUUUAAUUGUCCGUUAGCCUAGAUUUUUAUGAAGGAACCACACAAGGGAAAAAAAUCUAAAUUUUUGCUUAAGAGUGCAAUGCUUGUGUACUACAGUACGAUCCGAAAUUUGGAAAAGGGUCACAAAGAUUCCAUAGUGUACUUUAAAUGUACGGCCUAGAAUCAUAUUGGCAUUUUAAGAUAAUUUGGUAGUGCUGCCGAAUACAUUAGCAUGUCUCCUUCCAAAGGAGAGCCGUGCUCGGGUCAGCGUCGUAACAUUGAUUUGUUCUUAACGCUGACAUCAUGUUUUAAAGAUGCUAAAUAAGUGUUUGUUAAGCUAGAAUGUUUCUAAGCAUAUAACUUAUGACCAAAGUUGAUCAACACUAUUAUGGCUAUAAAUUAUUUAUUUGAGAUGAACUGUACUGUAUAGAGAAAGACAAUAGAUCUCGAUAUACCUCGUCAACUCGUUUAGCAGCUGCUUCAUCUUCACCCAGGGUCCGUAGGCCUAACGUUCUCUUUUUGUAGGACUGGAGAACUACUGUAGGAUAGUGACUGACUGAGGCCUUGUUUAUUUCUAGAUGAAGGCUUUACUAGUAAUAUCUGCCAACAACACCUCAUCAAAGCAUCAUAUAUCUGAGCACAUAAAUGAACAAGCCAUUUCAAUUUAUUUCCCAUCUCUUUAACAGUGUUCUUUUUUUUUGGAAAAAGAUUUCAGAAUUCAAACGGCCUAAUUAUCAAAAGAGAGCAAUCAGUUUUGGUUUUUAGGCGCCAGUGACGUUUUCAUUUUUGUGUUUUCUGAAGUUGAACCGGCCAUCAGCUUUUUAAUGCACUAAAGGGAGUAUUUCUUGGAGCUGAUGAACUAGUCUUAAAACAUCUAAUAGCUUCUAUCUCAACUUCUCGGUGGUCGACUGAUCAAUUUGGACAGCUAAGGAGUAACGUCUGCUAUUUUUAUUGGGCAGUUUUCAAGCAAUAUUUUCUUUUGGCCUUUUUUUUGUUAUUGAAUAGACAAUCACUGUCACAAGGGCUUUUGUUUCCCUGGAAUGUGUUUUUUUUUUUUUAUUAUUAUUAUUUCAUGAAAAAUUAACCUAAAGACUAAACGAAUGGCUCUGUGUGCUGGGCAUUUUACUGUCAGUGUCAACACAAAUGCACUGGAUUGCCUUUUAUGGCAUCUCAUGAAAUGCCUUUUGACCCAUGCCUUCCGUAACACAUCGUUUCAGUUGGAUUGUGUAAUGGCAGCGUGUGACGAGCCCUGAGACUGAUUAGCUUUCCACCCAUUUGAUAGCAACAGCAUCGAACCACAGUUGCACCCAUAGUAUCUCAUGGGGUGGGACAAAAAUUGCCCGGCAUAUCUUGUUAUGUCCCGGCGUUAUCAAUGACCAGGGAGCUGAUAUCCCUUACAGAGGCAAAUAGGGCUAAGAGAAAACGGAGAGGGAUCUUUGCUUAGGCCAAUACCUGUUGUUUAGAUUUCAGGAAUAGCAGAAAUCCAAAUAUGUGCUUUUUUUUUUUUUGGUGUUCAUUUUGUUGUCUCCUCAUCCCAUUUCUGGUACUAAAGAUGAUUGUAUCGGACCACUAGAGCUGUUUGUGACUUUUAGAUGUUAUAUCUAUGCUAUUUUGUUGUUGUUUUUUAGACCAUCUGCUGGUGGUUAAAUUACACUGAGUCGGAUUGUUUUCAUCGGUGUGAUAACUUCAUAUCCGCUGUUAAUGAAGUGGCACAAUUGCACACAUUAGUUGACUGGAUGAGAGAUGAGGACCUAGACUAGGCGAUGGCGUUAAAUCCCCCCUGCGAAAAAGUUUUACUUGAUUUACUAAAACGUCCAUUUCAGAGCAGCGAUGUCUCCGACCCUGUUCACACCUGGUAUUAACAUGCAUCCUGAGUGAUCGGAUCACAGGUGGACAGCUUUAAGUACGUCUGUUCACACCUGGCAUUAGAAUGCGUCUCCAGUGACCGCUUGUGAUCCGAUCUCACUUCCCCGCUCUAUAUGCAAAUAAACACGUAGUAAACACACGGCUAAUGCACUGUAGCAGACGUGACGUAAUAUUACAGGAAUGUCAGCAGGGAUGUCCUACAUAUUCCUAAAUUCGGGUACAUUUUAUUAACGUCAACAUAAAAGGUUAUUGUAUGGGCGGUCCCCGCAGGGACCUCCUCGCCGCCAACACCGCUGCCUUUGCCAGUCAACAGCGGCGUACAGAGCUUCAGAGAGCCGGGGAUGAGAGUGAGUGAGUGAGCGAGUGGGCGGGUGUCAACUCUCUGUGCAAAGCAGCGGAAAAAUAAUAAUAAUGCACUUCCUGUUCCUAGUCUGAUAGUCUGUAGAUAUAUAACCUAUCGAUUAGAUAUUUUUUAAUAAAAUACAGUUGUACCGACAGAAUACAGUAGAGCACAGAAGCCGUUUCCAUGCUGCGAGGCAGACGAGCGUUCGCGUCUGCCUGUCUAUUCAGCUGAGCAGUGCAGAGAGACCCUGUCCAUCCCAGCGGGACAUCAGAUAAUAGGCGGUCCUUAAUGUGGCCCAGGACCCAUUCAGAUACACACUGCUAAAAGAAUGCCACCUCUGAAUGUGGUCUGAGCAAUCGGAUCUCAAUGCGUCCUGAGUGUGUUCAAACUAGUGCUUAGAGCUGUCUGCUGGUAAUCCGAUUACUGGGGACGCAUGUUAAUACCAGGUCUAAACAGGGCCUCAUGUUAAUACCAGGUCUAAACAGGGCCUCAUGUUAAUACCAGGUCUAAACAGGGCCUCAUGUUAAUACCAGAUCUAAACAGGGCCUCAUGUUAAUACCAGGUCUAAACAGGGCCUCAUGUUAAUACCAGGUCUAAACAGGGCCUCCUAGUCAGCGUUGUAGAUUCCAAGUUGGCAUUUCAAUUGACUGAAAUGAAAUGGAACUACUGUAAUUGGUGAUUCUCCCCCCUCCCCCCCGUCUUUGUUCUCUUGAUCGAUUUAUAAUUUUCACGAGAACAGUUAACAUUAGGGACAGGUACAUAAUUCUUUUGUAAUCUCAGGAUCUGUGCUGAAGCAGCAGACAGAAUUUAUUAAUCCAAUCAGAUCUCAGCGGGAUGAUUAUGUCUACAUAUUUUUUUGGAUGGGAUGUUCCAUAAUUUUUAACCCUAAAUCCCACAGCACUUAAUUAGAUAGUCAAGCACGCACUUUAGUACAUUCAGGUUCUAAGUGUGCAAAAUAGAGCAGAUGUAAUGUAUGUACUUAUGUUUACAUGCAUGUGUGUUGCUGCUGAAUACAAGGAAGGUAGGGUUGCAAAAGACAAGCAGAGGCUGCAACGAAAUUGUACUCUAAUAAUGCAUUAUUUUAAAAAAAAAGUACUUCGGGACAGUGUCCACUGCCCACUGACUUUUUUUUGUAUUAUCUAUUUCUGGGCAACCGGCCCCAAAAAAGUGACAAGGUUGCGUUAGCCAGCCUACUGUUAAUAACACAGACUCUGGUCACUUAAAGUCAGUCCAGUGAUUCACCUCAGGCAGGCUCCUCAAAAUACUCCACAUACUCUCUCUGCCAUCUGUAGGUGCUGUCAGACCGCUCUUUUCGGGCAGGGAUUUUUUUUUCUCUUGUGAUGUCCUUAUCUGACCAGUAAAUGGAGCCAUCGCCCCGGCAACUAUACAGGUUGUAACUGAAUCCUUUUGUUGUAUCACAGUAUUCUUAUACAUGCUUUUUUUUAUUUGUGUGAACCAGUGAGUGAUUGUGCAUGGAGCUAGACCACAAUUUUUUUAUAUAGUACCGAUUUAAGCAAAGUGGAGCAUAUACAAUAUAUCCAAAACGGAAAGCAAUGAAAGGUCCAAUUGUAGCAAUAGAGAGUGUGUGUAAUAGUGUGCAGCACAAACAUUGCACUGCCAUUCAUUUAGGCCAAUUUCAGUAAAUCAUAAGCAUAAAUGCCAAUGGAAGAUUUAAAAUGCGGGUCAGAUAUAAGUUCUAAUCUUUGGUCACAAAUAAGGCCUGUUGCCAAAAUGUGUCGAGAGGGGGGAAAACCCCUCUCAGUAAAGCAGCAAUGGAUUUAUGCAUAUGUUCAAGCAGUUUACAGUCUGACCAUCAAAUCUGAGCCAUGAUUUCUUUCUGACUGAAAUGAAUGUAGGGUCAGUUCAGAGCAGGACAAUUUGCUUUCUCCCGACUUUAAACUGUUGCUCUUCAUUUGUCUUGCGUAGAUCUGAAUAUACAGGUAGCAUGUAAUUCUCUACAUAUUAUACAGUAUGUGUAGUAGUCUUCCUACAUUGAGGGUCUGGAUAGCUUGUUUUUGGCAUUAUUGUUGGAGAAUAGGCCUGCUGUUGUGUAAUAUCGCUCUUUCUCUCUAGAUAGAUAGAUAGAUAUGUGUGUGGAGUGUAGCCUACAAGGUAAACAAGGACAAGAGUUCAGAUGAAUUUAACAUUCACGUUCAUCCAUUCCAUUGAGAUUGCCUUACAGUACAGUAAAACAAGAGGGACAAAAAGGUCUACAGUAGAUAUGAUCACACAUAAAUAGCCUAUAUUUGACAAAAAUGCACCUAAGCUACACCCAUUUAGUGCCAUAGAAACCUUUCUUUGCCUUUAGACAUAAAUCAUACUUGGUCAGUAACUUAUUCAGACAUAGGCAGGGUUAUUACAGUUUUGUGUUUGGAGCUGCAUGUCUUUUCACCAAUUAUACUAGUAAAAAAAAACGAUAUAAAUAUUUGCAUGGGAUAUUAGUACUUAAAUGCAAGUAUUUUGUUAAAAUUAGGUGUUGGUAGAAGUCUAUUGUAUAAUUGGACAUUUUUGAAGAACAUAGUUAGUCCCUUUGGUAUUGGCAAAGCAAUCCCUUGGUUAUGCGUUUGUUUAACAAGGUGGUUUAUAAUGUGUGUGUGUGUGUUACCAGGAAAAAAAAUGAUGUCCAAAAAAAAGCAUGGUAUAGAAUUGAUUUGCCUCAACGGAUGUCUCGGUUCUUACUUGAAGUAAAUGGCAAAUUUCAAUUCAACUCUCUGAUCCACUGUUGAGCCUUUUGCCUUAAAAGCUGAAAAAAAGGAAAUGAUACCUGACAGUACCUGAUAAGUUGCAUCGCCUGUAGAGUUAUGCUACUUGGUUGGAUUGCUAAAAAAAAAAGGCUAAU
This is a messenger RNA of Sebastes umbrosus (honeycomb rockfish), 9210 nucleotides long. Its product is annotated as serine/threonine-protein phosphatase 6 regulatory ankyrin repeat subunit C-like. Lineage: Eukaryota; Metazoa; Chordata; Actinopteri; Perciformes; Sebastidae. Gene Ontology annotation, molecular function: protein binding. The record is from RefSeq and is a predicted model, not a curated record.